CAGGUAUCUAGUAUCACCCCGCGAUAUCUCAUCGCAAUUCAAGAGGAAACCUGUAUAAGUCUACGUUUUUGUUCCGUACAACUCGAAACUAGGGAUCAAUCGCAUGAUUACUUAGACGAAAAGAGAAAUUCCCACGCUUUUUUCUUUACUUUUUAGUCAAAUUUGGCGCUAUGGCUACCGUAGUCCCGCCACCAUCAAAACGGCAACGGCGAGAAGAACUAGAACGAUCUCAGAUUCAACAAGAUGUUACGCCUCCAGUCAUUGAAGCUGGUUCGUUCAAGGCGCGAUUCGUAGAUAACGACGGAAACCAAUUGGCCGAAACGAUAGAAGUUCCCCUAGCUGAUGCGACUGAAAAAAACGUUUCUUUACUACUUAAUACUUUAUUAGGAAGGGAACGAGAAGAGUUUACGCCUUAUCGAUUUCGUAUACAUCUCCCGAGCUCUGAUACGGUGAUUGAUAACUACCCAACGCCUUCCGAAUUCCUAGCUGUUCUCCGUAAACAUGGCGUCGAGAACCCCUUCGAGACUACGAUCACCUUAUCCGCCGAACCGCAAGCUGUAUUCAAAGUACAAGCUGUGACGCGCAUGUCAAAUAAGAUACCGGGACAUGGUGAGGCUAUCUUAGCGGCUCAAUUUUCACCCAAGACGAGUAGUCUAUUAGCGACAGGCUCCGGGGACAACACAGCAAGAAUAUGGAACACGGACAGCGGCACGCCGAAGCAUACCCUGAAAGGUCAUUCGGGUUGGGUCUUGGCGCUGGCAUGGCGUCCGGAUGGACACAACCUGGCUACUGGCAGCAUGGAUAAGACGGUUCGGAUAUGGGAUGAGUUGGGACAAGCCGUUGGGAGACCAUUCAAUGGUCACUCCAAAUGGAUCACGAGCAUUGCGUGGCAACCAUUUCAUUUAUGGCGUGAUGAUACGCCGAAACUAGCGAGUGCUAGUAAAGAUGCGACAAUAAGGAUAUGGAUCGCGAAUACCGGGAUAACAGAGCAUGUUUUAUCAGGACAUAAAGGGAGUGUUAGUUGUGUAAGGUGGGGUGGAACGGAUCUAAUCUACAGUGCUAGCCAGGAUAAGACGAUCAAGGUAUGGAAUGCGAUCGACGGGACGUUGAAACAUACGUUGGCGUCGCAUGCCCAUUGGGUGAACCAUCUCGCGUUAUCAACGGAUUUCGUACUUCGAACAGCUUUCUACGACCAUACGAAAAACGUACCUGCAUCCACGGAGGAGAAACGAGCGAAAGCGAAAGAGCGCUUCGAGAAGGCGGCAAAGCAGCAAGGCAGGAUAGCGGAACGAGUCGUCUCGGCCAGUGACGACUUUACGAUAUAUCUCUGGGACCCGGAGCAGGGUACAAAGCCCAUAGCACGACUAUUAGGACAUCAGAAACAAGUUAACCACGUUUCAUUUUCCCCGGAUGGGACCUUGAUAGCCAGCGCAGGCUGGGAUAACCAUAUCAAGAUAUGGGGCCGCGACGGGAAAUUUCUCGCGACAUUGCGAGGCCAUGUAAGUGUACAUCUCGAACGAACCUGCAUAACUUCGUUGCCGCUGGCAAGAAAUCGGUAUAACGGCUAACCCAUGCUAGGUUGCACCGGUAUUUCAAUGUGCAUUUUCGGCUGAUUCGGUAAGUUGAACCUAUCUUAUUUAUUUAAUUCCCUGCGGAGAAUGCCGUGAGGGCUGAAGGGAAGAAUUUCCCUGCGCAGGCGCGUGAUAUUUUCGAAACAGUACUAACAUGUGAUCCCCAGCGUUUACUUUGCUCUGGAUCGAGGGAUACGACUUUGAAGGUGUGGGAUAUGCGUUCGUUUAAGAUGUCGGUUGAUUUACCCGGUCACGAAGAUGAGGUUUAUGCAUUAGAUUGGUCGUUGGACGGCCGGCUCGUCGGGUCCGGGGGUAAGGACAAGGCCGUUCGGCUCUGGCGUAAUUGAUUGGGACUCAUGAUGUUAGAACUGAGUCUUAGAACUGAGUCGAGAGAUAAGCUCAUUGCCCUCAUUGCCCUUAUUGCCCUCGUCAUCCCCCAGGUCCCCACAACACCAAAAGCUGGAUCAUUCUGGCCACCCAGCAUUACAUUGGUGCUUCUAAUGCUAAUUUUUU
Molecule: messenger RNA, 2084 nt
Organism: Daldinia caldariorum
Lineage: Eukaryota; Fungi; Ascomycota; Sordariomycetes; Xylariales; Hypoxylaceae
Product: YVTN repeat-like/Quino protein amine dehydrogenase
Exons: 4
Coding region: 171-1568 (465 amino acids)
Biological process (GO): ribosomal large subunit assembly
Cellular component (GO): nucleolus
Molecular function (GO): protein binding
Source: RefSeq, a predicted model, not a curated record